Molecule: messenger RNA, 318 nt
Organism: Rangifer tarandus platyrhynchus (Svalbard reindeer)
Lineage: Eukaryota; Metazoa; Chordata; Mammalia; Artiodactyla; Cervidae
Source: the annotation of a GenBank genome assembly
AUGGCCGAAGGUGAAGGCUGGCGGCCGCCGCGCCCGUGCGAGGCCUACCGCGCCGAGUGGGAGCUCUGCCGCAGCGCGGGGCACUUCCUGCGCCACUACUACGUCCACGGCGAGCGGCCGGCAUGCGGGCAGUGGCGGCGCGACCUGGCCAGCUGCCGCGAGUGGGAGGAGCGCCGCAGCGCCGAAGCCCAGCGGUCCCUGUGUGAGAGUGAGCGGGCCAGAGUUCGGGCUGCACGGAAGCACGGCCUGGUGUGGGUGCCCAGGCAGAGCCCCCCAGAAGACUGGCACCUCCCUCUGCCCGAGGACAAGGACGGGUGA